Messenger RNA from Choloepus didactylus (southern two-toed sloth), 4326 nucleotides. RefSeq names its product G protein-coupled receptor 149 (gene GPR149). The transcript has 4 exons. Gene Ontology annotation, molecular function: G protein-coupled receptor activity; neuropeptide binding. NCBI's taxonomy places the organism in Eukaryota, Metazoa, Chordata, Mammalia, Pilosa, Megalonychidae. Gene Ontology annotation, biological process: neuropeptide signaling pathway. The coding region runs from base 487 to 2733 and encodes 748 amino acids. The record is from RefSeq and is a predicted model, not a curated record. Gene Ontology annotation, cellular component: neuron projection.
AGCCCGCAGAGCUGAAACCUACCUGACAAUCUGCCUGCCUUUGAAUCCAGCUCUGGAACCAAAUGCAUCAUUAUACUGCUCUUAAAAGUGCAUAGAGUUUGAUUACCUCAAGCUCCAAGCUGCUUUGCUCCAUAAGAAGAACCCCAAAGGACCCAGGCAUCAUUGUUUUCCAGUCUACCUGAGGAGCUUUUGCUUUCUUGACCGAAACUUGAUCGUGGGAGGGAGUUUUUUGGUUUGUUUGUUUUUAAUUAGGAGAUUGAAAAGUUUCUUAUUAAUGUUUUAAAUGGAACCCAAUUUUUAAAUAUGGGUUGAGUCAGAUCUAAAGGAGACAUGCCUGACCAUUUCCUGCAGGACUAACCGAGGGAACAACUAGAGGAAAACUUCAGAGAAGAAAAUGAAAUCUGAUUUGCAACUAAAAGCCAUUCUUUGUUUGGGGGAAAUUGUACAGACUCAUUGAAAAGGGAAAUUAAAUACUGACCAAGGACAAUGUCUGUAUUUCUCAGUAACUUGCCAACAAAUGACUCUAACCUGUGGAAGGAAAAUCAUAAUUCUACGGAACUUUCGAAUCCGCCAAGAACUCUGAAUAUCUUUCUUUUUUGCCUGACAUGUUUAAUGACUCUUGCUGCUCUGGCGGGCAGCAUUUUUUCACUAUUUUCCCUGCUAAAAAUGCAGAACCGAACAGUUGUGUCCAUGCUUGUAGCCUCCUGGUCUGGAGAUGAUCUCAUGAGCGUCCUGUCGGUGACAAUCUUCAUGUUCCUGCAGUGGCCAAAUGAAGUCCCCGGCUACUUCCAGUCUCUGUGCACCACUUCUGCCUUGCUGUAUUUAUGUCAGGGCCUCUCGAGCAACUUGAAGGCGGCCCUCCUGGUCUCAUACAACUUUUACACGAUGCACAAGACUGUGCGGGGCGAGGCAGCCUCCAGAAGAUCUGGCCAGGUGCUUGGCGUGGCGCUGACCGUGUGGGCAGCCAGUCUGCUUCUCUCUGCCCUCCCGCUGUGCGGCUGGGGCGCCUUUGUGCGCACGCCCUGGGGUUGUCUGGCCGACUGCUCCAGCUCCUACGUGCUGCUCCUCUUUGCGGUAUACACUUCGGCUUUUGGACUCCUCGUGGGCCUCUCGGUGCCUCUCACUCACCAGUUGCUGUGUUCGGAGGAGCCGCCGAGAUGCCACGCCAACUACCAGGAAAUUUCCCGCGGAGCUUCCACUCCCGGAACCCCUCCAACCAGGGGCAGAGUGACUUCCCUGUCCCCAAAGGAUGCCCCUGGCCCGACCCUGCGGUGUUUGAGAGGAUGCUCCCCGAGCUCGGACACUGCGUUCGGACCGGAUCCGCCAGCGAGGGAAGGGCCUGGGCGGGGACUGAGGCGCGGCGCUGCCCCUGCGGCUGGGGCUGGGACCUGCAGGCGUGAGAACCCGGGCACUCUCUACGGCACGAGGAGCUUCACCAGGAGCAUAGCGCAAAAGCGCUUCUCUUUGAUCCUUGCGCUCACAAAAGUCACCCUCUGGCUGCCCAUGAUGAUCCGCAUGGUGGCCCAGCACGUGGUGGGAUUUCAGAGCCUUCCCUUCGAGACACUCAGCUUUCUACUAACCCUGCUGGCCUCCACUGUUACCCCAGUGUUUGUCUUGUCCAAACGCUGGACCCACCUACCCUGUGGCUGCAUCAUCAACUGCAGGCAGAACUCAUACGCAGUGGCAUCCGAUGAGAAAAAAACCAAGAGAAGAGGCUUUGAAUUCAAUCUGUCAUUCCAACGAAGUUAUGGAAUUUAUAAAAUAGCACAUGAAGAUUACUAUGAUGAUGAUGAAAAUUCUGUAUCUUAUAACAACCUAGUGAACUAUGACUGUGAAACUACAAAAGACUCUCAGAGAGACACCCACAAUUUCCUCAAUGCCAUUAAAGUGGAAAUCAGCACCACACCCUCUCUGGACAGCUCCACACUGAAAGGCAUUAACAGAUGCACCAAUGCUGAUAUUUCAGAGGCUAAACAGGAUUCUGACAAGGACAAGAGCAUUCACCCACUGUGUUCUGACAAAACAGCAGGGGACAUUAGCUGUGAAGACACUACCUUUUUGGAAGGACCAGAAAGAAGACUUUCUCAUGAGGAGAAUCAGAAACAAGAUCUUUCAGACUGGGAGUGGUGUAGGAGCAAAUCAGAAAGAACUCCUCGUCAGCGCUCUGGUGGUGCCCUUGCCAUUCCUUUGUGUGCGUUCCAGGGGACGGUGUCUCUCCAUGCUCCCACGGGGAAAACCCUCUCUCUUUCUACCUAUGAGGUAAGCGCAGAAGGGCAAAAAAUAACCCCAGCAUCUAAGAAAAUAGAAGUCUAUCGAUCCAAAAGUGUUGGCCAUGAACCGAACCCAGAGGACUCUCCCCCAACCUUUGCGGACACCAGUGUGAAAAUACACCUGGAGGUUCUUGAAAUCUGUGACAAUGAAGAGGCCUUGGACACUGUGUCGAUCAUUAGCAACAUCAGCCAGUCCUCCACACAAGUCAGAUCUCCAUCCCUACGCUAUUCACGGAAAGAAAACAGAUUCGUUUCCUGUGAUUUAGGGGAAACAGCCUCAUUCUCCCUCUUUUUACCCACGAGUAAUCCUGAUGGUGAUAUCAACAUCUCCAUUCCGGACACCGUUGAAGCACACAGGCAGAACAGCAAAAGGCAACAUCAGGAGAAGGAUGGCUACCAGGAGGAAAUUCAGUUACUAAAUAAAGCUUACAGGAAAAGAGAGGAAGAAAGCAAGGGCAAUUAGUAAUCAUUUGGUCUAAUAAAAGCAAGAAUGGCUCUGCAACUUCAAACUGCUAAACUAACACCUUUCUUCUGAGGCAAUUUGAUUUCCUUUUUUAUUUAGCGGUUUACAUAAGCGUUGCAGAUUUACUAGUUAAUUCUUUUUCAUGCCAACAGGUAGAAAAGAACUAGGGCAAACACUCAUGCAUUUGAUGUGUUACUUAUAGAUCACACACUGUGGUAAUUAAAAGAUUUUGUUUCUUAUUGAAUUUCUGAAAAUCUUUUCUAAAUCAAAUCUUGGCUUAGUUUACCAAUGGUUUUAUUUGUCAACCUCAGAAUAAAUUAAAAGUUUAUAAACUCAGUGAAUAUACCAUUCCCAGGCACACAUCAUAUAAUGUUGGCUGUUUCUAUAGGGGAAAAGGGUGUUUGGGGAAUGGGAGAAAAGUAGCAAGAUUCUUAAGUUUUAUUUGCCUAAAUGGCUAGUAAAACAAGCUCAUUACAGUCACUGCUUUAGCUUUACUUUAGCUUUACACCGAUGUCUAAGAAAUACAUUCUUGUUUGUAAAUGGCAAAUUAACUUCCAACUUGGAAACAAGCAUGUCUGUAAAUAAUUGUUUCUUUCAUUUUAUGAAAUACUAAUUGUUUACUUUUUCCUUUUCUCUUAGAUAUUACAAUGUUUUCCUUUAGUCUUUGCAGUGUGUCAAGAUUAGCUCUUAAAUAUAUUGUGUUUCAUGGGUAGAAUUAAAGUAGUCUUUAACUCACAUUUUUGGAAAAGGUUGUAAAUGUACAUUUCAUCAUUUGUAGAAUUGCUUUGUUUACUUGAAUAGGACUUUCAGGGAAACAUGGCAAAAUUAAGUACUGAGAAGUACACCCAACUAGAACAAACUUCUGGGUAAAGCAGAGGACAAUUCUAAAUCUAAAACUGAAGUAUCUGCUGCUAAAGCUGCAGAUUUGGCAAACAUUCUUAGCCAUUCUUUAAGCAUAGAAUAUUUUAGUUCAAAUAUUGUUUCAAAUUUAGGUACUUUUAAGAGUUUCUUCCUAGGAGACAUGCAUAUCUCAAGCACAGAAAAAAUUCACAGCAUUUAAAUGAUUGUAAGGUGUACCAUUCAAGAUUAAUUUCUAACUGAUGAGAUUGUAUAAAUGCAAGGAUCACCUUGUUAGAGUAUUAGUAAUGUAUAUUUCAAAAAUUAUGAAGUGAUUUUUAACUUAAUUCAUUCCACACUUUCUUGAAAUAUAUAUUAAAUGUAUUAUUAAAUGUUUAAUUCUUUUCCUGAAGUUAUUGAGUCAAUAUUCUACAUGGUCCUAAACCUUGAGCAUCCCCACCUCACUCACAUAUCUUAUUUAUUCAUUUACAGAUUAAGUGAAUUAUUUUUUAGAACAAUUAAUUUUGUUUCCUAUUUCAUUAUAUUGAAUCAGAAUUCUAAAUUAUUUGACAAGGGCUUUCAGAGAGUUUCAUCUUUAAAGGGUGUUUCAAAAUGAUUUUUAAAAUAAUUAUCUCAAUGAACUUUCCCCAUCUCAUAUUUAACGUUUUGAUCUCUCAUUAUCUAAAUUUAGGAAGCAAAUGUAAUGCCAUCAGUAAUGUUUAAAGCAAGCUGCAAAUAAUAACAUAUAAAUUCAAA